This is a messenger RNA of Misgurnus anguillicaudatus (oriental weatherfish), 1324 nucleotides long. RefSeq names its product peptidylprolyl isomerase Fa (gene ppifa). Gene Ontology annotation, molecular function: cyclosporin A binding; peptidyl-prolyl cis-trans isomerase activity. The record is from RefSeq and is a predicted model, not a curated record. Lineage: Eukaryota; Metazoa; Chordata; Actinopteri; Cypriniformes; Cobitidae. Gene Ontology annotation, biological process: protein peptidyl-prolyl isomerization; protein folding. Gene Ontology annotation, cellular component: cytoplasm; mitochondrion.
AACAUAACAGAACGGUCACACGUGUCUUGUGUAUACGGUAGUUCAGUGUGCAGCAAUUCACCUUGGACACUGGUCAGUAGUGCAUAUCCUCGUUGAUGGGUUUUCAACAACACAUAAAGAAUGUUACAGAUGAAAAAUCGUUUAAAAUAUUGCUCUGUCGCAAUCGCUGCGAACAGGCUUGUUUCUGGACCGCUGAAGAACCCUGUUGUGUUUAUGGAAAUCGCAGCUGACGGCGAGUUUAUUGGAAGAAUCAUUAUCGAGCUUUUUGCUGACGUGGUUCCUAAGACAGCAGAGAACUUUAGGGCUCUCUGUACAGGAGAAUACGGUUUUGGUUAUAAGGGUUCUGUGUUCCACAGAAUCAUCCCUGAGUUUAUGUGUCAGGGUGGAGAUUUCACUAAUCAUAAUGGCACAGGUGGAAAAUCUAUUUAUGGAAAGAAAUUUGCAGAUGAGAAUUUUAAGCUGAAACACAAUGGACCAGGUGUGCUGUCAAUGGCAAACUCUGGUCCGGACACAAAUGCAUCACAGUUUUUCAUCAGCACUGUAAAAACAGACUGGCUUGAUGGCAAGCACGUUGUGUUUGGUCAGGUCAAAGAGGGCAUGGAGACCGUCUCUCUCAUGGAGUCCUAUGGCUUACAUGAUGGAGGAACUGUAAAGAAGAUUGCCAUUACAGACUGUGGAGAACUCAAAUGAUUGUGGAAAGUUCUGUAUGAGAGUCUUUUUGUGAACUCAAACUGCUUUUACAUGUAAAUCUUUAUGUAAAUUAGGGCUGCAUAACAACUAAUCGCAACUAAUCGUUUGCAUGCAUGUAUACAUUUUAAGAAAAAGUGUAUAUAUUAAGUAUUCAUAUUUAUAUAUAAUAUAAAUUAUAUAUAAAUAUAAAAUGUAUAUAUACAUGUUAAUAUUUCUUAAAUAUACACAUGCAUGUUUGUGUACUUCUAUAUACACCUAAUUAUUAUACACAAUACACACACAUAUAUGAUGUAAACAAAACCUUUAAUUCUGCAAACGAUUAGUUGUUAUGCAGCCCUAAAAUAAAUUAUUUGUAUUUAAUUCAAUAUUACUCACCUGUUGCAAUAUUAUGCACUGUUCUGGAUUAAUUGAGGUGUUUUAUGCUUACUAAGUAAGUACACUAAAAAGUAAAAUAUACUAUUUUUCAUAUACAAUAUAUCUUGCCUGGUCUAAAUUUUCUUAUAGCCUAUGAGUUAAAAACAUUUUUGAGGUUUAUAAAUUAGGAUAUAGCCUGUACAGAGAUUGUUUACCUUCUAAGAACUAUGCCAGAGAAACCCAGGAGGUAUUUUGAAUAAAUAAAUGACACACGAAACUG